Molecule: messenger RNA, 6690 nt
Organism: Salvelinus fontinalis (brook trout)
Lineage: Eukaryota; Metazoa; Chordata; Actinopteri; Salmoniformes; Salmonidae
Product: phospholipase D2-like
Exons: 24
Coding region: 537-3452 (971 amino acids)
Biological process (GO): cell motility; intracellular signal transduction; phosphatidic acid biosynthetic process
Molecular function (GO): D-type glycerophospholipase activity; phosphatidylinositol binding
Source: RefSeq, a predicted model, not a curated record
UUGGCCCAACGUCCUCCGGGUUUGGCCGGUGUAGGUCUUCAUUGUAAAUAAGAAUUUGUUCUUAACUGACUUGCCUAGUUAAAUAAAGGUUAACUACUGUUGUGCUGCUGACGGUACAAUCUGUCUUCAACUGGAGUGCUGCUGCCUGCUACGUCAGGCACUAUGCGACAUUUUUUUUUGACAAUGGAAUAGCUAGGUAAUAUGAAAGAAAUGUAUACAUUGUUGAUACAUUGAUGCAAUGUUUACCUGGACAAGUCAUCGCGCACUACUGUAUCAGACUAUUUGUGCUUCUGUAGCGGAUAUUCUCGGUGAAUGAUUUCAGGAAUAUAGCCUACCAUGCAGCCGGAAGGAACAUUUACAUGUGCAUGGUUUAGAAGUACUGUAUCGCUUUCCUUCUCUCUUUUACGUCAAACCUACUGAUAAACUUCUAGGGCGAAGGGACUAGGAAGAAAAACGAAGAUAUUUUUACUCACGGAUAUGGAAUUUGACCCUCGUCUUCCUGAUCUUUUCUAUGUGAUGCUUUAGGAUAGAGCACAAUGGCCAGUCCAGCACCAGCAUGCUGCAAUACCCCUUCAUGUCCAGAUGGGGGAGCGGCGGAGGCCCAAAAGACAAAGCACUUCAUCACGGACGACUGUGAGCUGAGCAAGGAAGAGCUGGAUGGCCUCAUGAGGGAAGGAGAGGAAAGUCGUCCCUUCCUGGUGGUCCAUCAUCUGCUGGAUGUGAAGGAGGCAGGCGUGCCGGUGUUACUGCCUGGGACUCCAGUCAUCUGCAGAGUGGACAGCACCGAGAGAUACACUACGCGCUCCAAGGUCCGUGUGUGCACUCUGUACACUGUGAAGCUGACCCAUGGCAAGUUCACCUGGACGGUAAAAAGGAAGUACAAGCACUUCCAGGAGCUGCACCGUGACCUCUACAAGCACAAGAUGAUGGCCCACUUCCUGCCUCUGGGAAGAUUUGCAGCCCAGAGAGCGCAACUGAGGGCUAUGACAGAAGAGAUGCCAAGUCUACAUGGGACUGAGAGGAUGAGACGAACUUCCAGCAAACCGAAAUACCUUGAGGAAUACCUAAACGGCCUUCUGGAGAAUUCCUUUUGUAAGAACUAUCACGGCAUGCUGGAAUUCCUUGAUGUCAGUGCCCUCUCCUUUGUCAGUGAGCUUGGACCCAAAGGCCUGGAGGGUUCCAUCUUCAAAAGGUCAGGAGGUCACCGUAUCCAGGGUUUGAACUGUAUUGGUCAUCACCAGUUCUGCUUUCGCUGGUCAAAGCGCUGGCUGGUGGUCAAGGACUCCUUCCUGCUCUAUAUGAACCGGGAAAACGGGGUCGUCUGCUUCGUACUGGUCUUUGACCCGGAGUUCAAAGUUCAAGUGGGUCGUGCAUAUACUGACACCAAGUAUGGGGUUUGCAUUCAGAACUUCACCAGGAAUCUGAUCAUCAAAUGUAACAGCUACAGACAGGCUCACUGGUGGAGCCAUGAGAUCAAUAGGCUGGCUGAGCCCUGUGAAUUCCUCCAGGUCCAACGCUUUGGGGGCUUUGCCCCGCCACGGGAGAACACACUCACUAAAUGGUAUGUAAAUGGAAGUGGCUACUUUGCAGACCUGGCUGAUGCUCUGGAGCAGGCCAAGGAGGAGAUCUUCAUUACAGGCUGGUGGCUCAGCCCAGAGGUUUUCCUGAAGAGGCCAGCUACAGACACAUACUGGCGCCUGGACCAGAUCCUCAAACGCAAAGCAGAACAAGGUGUCAAAGUAUGUGUGCUCCUGUACAAGGAGGUGGAAAUGGCCCUGGGCAUCAACAGUGGUCACAGCAAGAGGACACUGAUGGACAUGCACCCCAACAUCAAGGUGAUGCGACACCCCAACCACAUGUCCGCGGUGGUGUUUCUGUGGGCCCAUCAUGAGAAGAUGGUAGCCAUUGACCAAUCAGUGGCUUUUGUGGGAGGCUUGGACCUGGCCUUUGGGAGGUGGGACGACAGUCAGUACCGGUUGACUGAUACGGAGACAACCAAUCAUAUCUCUGAAGAAGAACCAAAGGCUCCACUGGCUGAGCCAGAAGCAGCUGAUUCAGGUGACCAGGUGGAUGGGUCAGACUUGGCCCACGAUCCAAAGCCUACAGAGCCAGAGGAGGUCAAGGAGGUCAACCAUGUGGACCUGAAGAACAACACCCAGUUGUGGCUUGGCAAGGACUACAGCAACUUCAUCAGGAAGGACUGGGUCCAACUGGACCGCCCAUUCGAAGACAACAUUGACCGCACUGAGGUGCCCCGUAUGCCGUGGCGUGACUUGUCUGCUGCACUCCACGGCAAAGCUGCCAGGGAUGUGGCCCGCCACUUCAUCCAGCGCUGGAACUUUGCCAAGAUCUUUAAGUACAAGAACAUCCGAGGCAAGUUCUUCCCUUGCCUUCUGCCCAAGUCUCACAGUACUGUUGACCCACUGCCAUUCACUGUGCCUGGCUCCGGGAAGGCCUCCGUGCAGGUGUUGCGUUCUGUGGAUCGCUGGUCAGCCGGAACUUGUGAGAGCUCUAUCCUCAAUGCCUACAUUCAUACCAUCGAGAACAGCGAACACUACAUCUACAUCGAGAACCAGUUCUUCAUCAGCUGUGCUGACGGGAAGAACGUGCACAAUGGCAUUGGUGACGCGAUCGUGAAGAGGAUCCUACGUGCACACAGUGAGCAGAAGAAAUACAGGGUGUUUGUGGUGGUGCCCCUGCUGCCUGGGUUUGAAGGAGACAUCCGUGAGGGAGGUGGGAAUGCCAUCCAAGCUAUACUACACUUCACUUACAGGACCAUGUGCCGUGGAGAGUACUCCAUACUGAUGAGAUUGAGAGAACUUGAGAACCAGUGGAGCAAGUACAUCACCCUGUGUGGCCUGCGCAAGCACUCCCAGAUCUCCCAGUCCCUGGUCACAGAGCUCAUCUACGUACACAGCAAGACCCUCAUAGCUGAUGACCGCCGCUACAUCAUCGGCUCGGCCAAUAUCAAUGACCGCAGUAUGCUGGGCAGCCGGGACAGUGAGCUGGCUUUGCUGGUAGAGGAUGAGGAAAGGGUCCCCUCCAUGAUGGGGGGAGAGGAGUACCAGGCCGGACCCCUCACUUUAGCACUGCGCAAAGAGUGUUUCAGGGUGCUUUUAGGAGCUGAUUCUGACCCCGAGAUCGAUAUUGAUGACCCGAUCAGUGACCCUUUUUUCUUGUUGGGAUGGAAUGCGGCGGCAAAACUGAAUGCUAAGAUUUAUGACAAGGUCUUCCGCUGCCUCCCCUGCAACUCUGUCCAUAGCAUGAGGGAGCUGAAGGAGCAUUCAGGCACAGAGCGCCUGUGUGACACAGACCCCCAACAGGCUAAAGAGGAGCUGGCGGCCGUCAGGGGGCUACUUGUCCACUUCCCCCUCAACUUCCUGUCAGAGGAGAGUCUGCUCCCCCCACUGGGCAGCAAGGAGGGCAUGGCUCCUACGGGACUCUGGACAUAAGAGUACCAGGCUACCAGCCACAAGAACCAGGAUGACACUGAAAUAUCCCAGUACAGCAGGGGAGAGAUUUAUAGAUUUUAUCACCUUUGCCAGAUACCACUCCAUUAUUAAUAAAAAGAUUGGAACAAAUGUAUUCUAAACUGACCUAGCUAAAAAAUACUAACUGAUGUGUCUACGAAGAAUGCAAUUAGAUGCAAGAUUUUUACAUAGCUGUUGAUACAGAGUGGAUUUUAACUCUGUUAAAACGGUCAAACAUUUCAAAACAAACCAGAUGAUAAUGUAUCCCAGGGUUCCCCAAUUGGCGGCCCACAGGUAAUUUUAUUUGGACCCCCAUGUUUUCUGAGCAAAUAAAGAAAUAAAAUAUAUUUUUUGGGGGGACACAAAAGACUGUAAAAACACCAGCAAAUCAGCUCCAAGUGAUUUUAAUUUUGGAAAUCUGUUCCAAGGUAUUCCCACGCAUAAUGGAGAGAUAUCCACAGUGUAAAAAACAUUAAGAACACCUGCUCUUUCCAUGACAGACUGACCAGGUGAAAGCUAUGAUCCCUUAUUGAUGUCACCUGUUAAAUACACUUCAAUCAGUGUAGAUGAAGGGGAGGAGACAGGUUAAUGGAGGAUUUUUAAGCCUUGAGACAAUUGAGACAGAUUGUGUGUGUGUGUGUAGCAUUCAGAGGGUGAAGGGGCAACUGCCUUUGAACGGGGUAUGAUAGGGGCCAGGCGCACCGGUUUGAGUGUGUCAAGAACAGCAACGCUGCUGUUUUUUUGAUGUUCAACAGUUUCCUGUGUGUAUCAAGAAUGGCCCACCACCCAAAGGUCAUCCAGCCAACUUGACACAACUGGGAAGCAUUGGAGACAACAUGGGCCAGCAUCCCUGUGGAACACUUUCAACACCUUGUAGAGUCCAUGCCCUGAUGAAUUGAGGCUUUUCUGAGGGGCAAAAGGGGGUGCAACUCAAUAUUGGGAAUGUGUUCCUAAUGUUUUGUGCAUUCAGUGUAUGUGAUUGUAUACAAAUGUAGGCAAGGUUUAAAAUGAUUGUCUAAUGUUAUAUCUGUUUGGGCAUCUUGUGGUCAAUUUGCUGUCUACAAAUAAUUUUUAAUUAUGUUCCAAGUGACUUUGAGACAUGGCUAUUUGAAGGAUUACCACUGUUUUAAUGUCACAUGUACAUUUUUAUAAUGUUGGAUCAUUGCCACACUCAACUGACCAAAUUUGUUAAUGUAAUACUGAACCUGAGUAUUUCCUUUUUUAAAGGUCUUAGGUACGAGUCUGCCAAUAUAGAACAUAACAGGAACAGAAUGCCACUGUAUGAGAGGCAGGAGGAGGAAUGGAGAUCAGAAGUCAAGAGUCUCAGAUGAUUUAGGAACAUUGCGUACAUUUAUUGUUGCAAGGUUGUGGGUGGAUAGCUCCUCUCUGUCUCUCUCAGCCUCUCCCUCUUUCUCUCUCUGCCUCUCGCUUCCACUCUCCAUGCAGUGCCAGCAAAUCUGUCAGAACAUUUGUGGUUGUUAUGGUGACGGUUAUAAAGAGCUGACUAGAUUGUGGCUGAAAGAGGAAAGGACAGAUGAGCGAUAGACUGAAUCAGACAGAGGUAUAUGAAAAAAUGGAAGACGAGGUGGCCUAGCAAAUUCUGUAAAAGGAGGGUCAUUGGAUUUGCAAGAUAGGCAAUGACAAAAGAGGAAGACAAAGGACCAUAUGAGGGGCACGGGGCGAAUAGAGAGCAAUGAGAAAAAGAUAUUCAGGUGGUGCUCCUGGCGUGCUUUAAUUGUUGCGUCUUUUUGCCGUCACCAUGGCAACCAAGUGAAUUAUUGUUACUAACUUACCCUGUUGUCAGUGGUCCAGAACAUUCCACUACAUUUUGAAAAAGGGGAGCAAAGAAAAAAAUGUUUUUGUAAAUCACAGUUUCUAAUCUUGGAUGGGAUGAGUAAUUUUGACAGUUUUGAUCAAGGAAAAGGUGACUAACUGAAAUAGUAACAUUUAUUUAGUGAUACUGCUUCUACCACCACCACUACUACAGGUGCUUUUAGCAUCUCGGGUGUGUUUACAUACACUAGCGUUGCUUUCAAUUGUAUUGGGUUGCACAAAAACAAUUGGUGGGAAGCCAGAAUACAAUACAAUUCCAUUUCAACUUACUGUGGAUAUGUGUAGGAUAGUUGGUAAUUAUUUCAGGGGGAAAUUGAGACAAAAUAUCUAAAGUAUUGUAUUAUUAAACAGACUUUCCAAAUGUGGGUCUGUUGUAGACCCACUUCCUCUCUGCUUACAUCAUGUCAAAAGAAAAGUCCACCACGAAUUAUUCAUUUUUUUUGUCCACAUAUGGAGCAUGUGCAGGACUUUUUAUUUUGACAUGAGGUAAGCAAAGAGGAAGUGGGUUUACAACAGACCCACAUUUGGAAAGUCUGUUUAAUAAUACGAUACUUUAGAUAUUUUGUCUCAAAUCCCCCCUCUCAUAAUGACCAACUGUCCUGCCCACCGGCACUGUAAGUUGAAAGGGAAUUGUAUUUCACUUCUGAAUUCCCACUACUGUUUCUGUUAAUUAUAUUCACCAUACUACUUUGAAUGUUGAAAGAAGGGGAGUUGUAGCUCUUUAACAUUUGAAUAACAUUUGUAUGACUUUAGUAUUUUCUACUUAUUUUUAAACCAUGUAGGACUAACUUUCACUGUAUUUUAACAUUUUAAUGUGCAUUAAAUGUAUGUAUGCCUGCAACCUGGACUCAGGGGUAGAUUUAACAUAGUAAUCCAAAAUCUGGGAUGCUCAAAUUAGUAUAUUUUACAUUUGGUGUGGAAUGCAUUAAUUUGUGGAUGUCCAUUUCAUAUGUUACAAAUGUUAAAUACAUAUAUGUUACGAAUUCCAAUUUGUUGUGGCUAACGUUAGCUAGGUGGCACCCACCCAUCCACCCUCCUUUCAUAUUUGCUUUAUUAAGUUACAUGUCUUAUGUAACCAUACUAAACAUAACAUAUCCCAUAGGGCUGCGCACAAUUGGUCCCAGCGUCUUCCGGGUUUGGCCGUCAUUGUAAAUAAGAAUUUGUUCUUAACUGACUUGCCUAAUUAAAUAAAGGUUGAAUUAAAUAUACUAGUUAAAGGAGUGUCUCGUUUACUUUGUUACGUCUAGCCCCCGAGACCAGCCUGAUCACUUAAUUAUUAGAAUAACUAGGCUAUAGUCGAUAGGCUUUUCUUUUUCAAAAUUGUAAUCUGUACGAAUGUAGCUAUCUUUUAACAUUUAAUAAAAAAAUAUAUAAGUUGUAAUGUGAA